ACGCAACCCCCACCGCCAUUUUGGGAGUCAGAUUGUAAAUAUUACUAGUGACGAAAAGCAAAUACGUCCACAAAUUCGGUGGCCUUAAUAUGGUUCACACGUGUGUAGUGGCCGGGUGUCGGAACAGGAGGACUCCUGGGACCACAUUAUCCUUCUACAGGUUUCCACGGGACCCGGAGCGGAAGCAGCGCUGGAUCGCUGCUGUGAAUCGUGAAGGGUGGGUGCCAAACGAGGGCAGUAGACUCUGCAGCACUCACUUCAUUUCAGGAAAACAAGUGAAAAAUCCUCGAUCCCCAGACUAUAUUCCUUCGGUUUUCACUUCAGCGCCACUGUCGCCGAAUACGAAAGAAGCAAGUGCCUGUGAGAUGUAUGAUAAACAAGAGGCACAAGUGGAGGCAGCCAAUGCUUUGCUCUUCCUGCAAGGACAAGGGCGUUUCUUGGAGGAUCAUGGCCAGAUCAGAAGUCAAGAAGAGCCAGAGAGUAUUUCCUCUUCACUAAGUAGUUGUGAUGAAGAGGAUGAUAAGACUGAAGAUGGCAUAGAAGAAGAUAUCUCACUGACAAGUGUAAACCAAAGAGGAAGUCCAGUGCAAAGCAUUCCCUCUGAAUAUGAGUCCAGUCUUGAGGCUCUUAAGAAAGAGAAUAUGGAGCUGAGGGAAUCGAUAGAAAAGAUGUCUCUCACUGAGGCGUCCUUCAAACAUGAUCCAGAAAAGGUUCGGUUUUAUACAGGAUUGCCAAACUACUUCGUGUUCGAGACGGUGAUGUUGCUUCUCGUGCCACACAUGAAAGGGGACAAAAAUGCGAAACUCUCAAAAUUCCAACAACUGCUCUUGACUCUCAUGCGACUCAGGCUUGAUCUUAGAAAUCAAGACUUGGCCUAUCGUUUUGGGGUCAAGGUUGCCACAGUGACCAAGACUGUCCAUCGGAUUAUUAAUAUAAUGUUCACCACCCUCGUGCCCACUGCUGUUUUUUGGCCAUCUAGAGUAGAGCUCAGAAAAAACCUACCUGCAGCUUUGCGCUGCACAUACCCAGACUGUGCAGUGAUCAUUGACUGCUUUAGGGUUUCUCUGGAAAAAGCUAUCUGUGUGGAUGUAAACCAAGAGGUUGCAUCUACAGCAUUGACUGUCCCAGCUCAGUCCACGGUGAAUGAGCUUAAAUAUGUGAUAGGUGUUGCUCCUCAGGGUGUGGUCACGUUUGUCUCGAGGGGAUCGCCGGGUCACGUCAGCGACAAGCACUUAGUCGAGGGUUCUGGCCUUCUCUGUAAGCUCCUGCCCGGUGAUGUUGUUCUGGCCGAGCAUGACUUUGACAUUGGGGGCUUGGUAGGGGCUUGCAAAGCCGAACUCAAAAUCACUAGUUGCAGUUACACUGAAAAUAGUCAGAGUGAGGAAGAUUUUUCACUGGUGGGUGCUCUUUCAGAUAAAAUGAAUGUUCAUAGGCAUGUUGGGAAUGUAAUAGACAUGGUCAAAAGAAGAUAUUGUAUGUUGACCGGACCUGUGGAGAGUCCCUUUACAGUCAUAGAACGCACUUCCAAUGUGAGCACUUUUGAUAAGAUAGUGCAGGUUGCUUGUGCCUUGAAUAAUCUGUGUAUUUCUGCUGCACCCCUGGAAUGAUUGCUCAUGUUCGCCACACUUUUUGCAAGAGCGACUUUUACCUGUACAAUGGCUGAAUGCACCUUUAUCGUUUCCCCAUUUUUACAGAAGAGAAUAGAUUUUCUGCUAUUAAAAGAGGGCUGAGAACAUUUAUGCAACCUAAGGACCAGUUUAUACCAAACAUAUUCAUCAGGCACAGUUCACUGGACAAUUUUCUCUCUAGUCUUUUUUACAUGAGGAUCUUCCUCAGUCUCUGAGCUAACUUUUGUUCAUGCUUUGGUUUGAUAGAGACAUUCCAUCCAUAGCUUAACUUUAAGUUGCUAUUGUUGUGAGUGGAGCUUGUAUGCUGAGAAUGUAAAAUAUUCAAGGCACCGAAGAAGGCGUCUCAGUCGGAGACAGUUAUAAUCAUGUGUAUUGUGACAUCAGCUGCCCUUAGUUCCAGUGCCUUUGUCCAUGUGAGGCCUAUACCAUUUUUUUUUUGCUUCUGUACAGAUAUACACUAUAUUUUUGCAUUAAUCCAGCAGUACUUUGUUCUUUCCUUCUGAUGAUGCCUUGUCAUUCUACCAUGUAAUGUGAUUAUUAUGUAAGUACCACAAAAUUACAGUUUAGUUGUUAGCAUUGCUAUAUGAUCAUUGUUGUUGUAAAUCAACUC
Messenger RNA from Rhinichthys klamathensis goyatoka, 2238 nucleotides. RefSeq lists its product as uncharacterized. The record is from RefSeq and is a predicted model, not a curated record. Bases 90 to 1607 code for a protein of 505 amino acids. NCBI's taxonomy places the organism in Eukaryota, Metazoa, Chordata, Actinopteri, Cypriniformes, Leuciscidae. The transcript is spliced from 2 exons.